Neltuma alba is the source of this 1158-nucleotide messenger RNA. RefSeq names its product putative clathrin assembly protein At1g25240. The transcript has a single exon. Gene Ontology annotation, molecular function: SNARE binding; phosphatidylinositol-4,5-bisphosphate binding; clathrin heavy chain binding. Lineage: Eukaryota; Viridiplantae; Streptophyta; Magnoliopsida; Fabales; Fabaceae. Gene Ontology annotation, cellular component: clathrin-coated pit; clathrin-coated vesicle. The coding region runs from base 1 to 1158 and encodes 385 amino acids. The record is from RefSeq and is a predicted model, not a curated record. Gene Ontology annotation, biological process: vesicle budding from membrane; clathrin-dependent endocytosis; clathrin coat assembly.
AUGGCGCUGUGGAUAAGGGUCACCGGAGCUAUCAAAGACAAAGGCAGCAUCUGGGUCGCCAAGUUCGCUCCGGCCACCAUCCUCCGGAACCCUGUUCUCGAGACGGCCGUCAUCAAGGCCACCAGCCACGAUGAGCAUCAUAUCGACUACAAGAACGUCGAGCGAGUCAUGCAAUGGCUCGCCGCCUCGCCCUUGCAUCUCAAACCUCUCGUUUUCAGUCUCUCCUUGCGCAUGAAGAAGACGCGAAGCUGGCCCGUCGCUCUCAAGGGCCUAAUGCUCAUGCAUGGAAUUUUCUGUUGUGAGAUCCCGGCCCUGCAAAAAAUCGGACGCUUGCCUUUCGAUCUCUCCGAUUUCACCGAUCGCCAUUCCAAAUCUGAUAAGGUGUGGGCUUACAAUGCCUUCGUUCGUUCGUAUUUUACGUAUUUGGAUCAGAGAUCGGCGUUUGUGUCGUCUCAGUACCAAAGGAGAAGCAAACAGAGGAAGGAAAUCGAGGACACGUUGAUGCAGGAACUGGAGAAAUUGCAGAAGAUGCAAACCCUAAUUGAUACAUUACUUGAGAUCAGGCCUCUGAACGAGCGAAUGAGCAGCGUGGCCCUCAUUCUGGAAGCCAUGGAUUGUGUUGUGGUUGAGCUUUCUGAUCUGUACGGUAAAUUCUGCCGAGAGAUGUCUCGAAUUCUGUUGAGAAUUUAUGACAUGGGAGGGAAAAUGGAAGCCAGUGUAGGACUUCGUGUUGUGCAGAAAGCUGCAAUACAAGGGGAAGAACUUGCUUCUUACUUUGAGUCAUGCAGAGAAAUGGGGGUAGUCCAUGCCUCUCGGAGCCCUAAAAUCGAACGAAUCUCUGAAGAAAACAUUCGAACUCUGGAGCGAAUGGCCAAUGGGGAUCACGAGAAGAUGACGAAGAUGAUGACGACGACGAAGGUUGAAGAUGAGGGGGAGAAAAAUAAUAACCAGGAGAAGGCGAUAGUACUACUAUCAAACGAAGGUUCAGGAACAGUGAUCACUGAGAAAUGGGAGGUAUUUGAGGACGAUGACGCAUCUUUGAAUGAUGGAAAUAGUAUUAUUUCAACAUCAACCAACCCUUUUCUUGAUGAUUCGUACAGCCUAGUACCUUAUAAUCCACCUCACAAUCAAGUUCUUCCAGAUUUAAUUACUUUCUAG